Penicillium brevicompactum is the source of this 3156-nucleotide messenger RNA. Its product is annotated as lipase ROG1 family protein. The transcript has 3 exons. The record is from RefSeq and is a predicted model, not a curated record. The coding region runs from base 1 to 3156 and encodes 1051 amino acids. Gene Ontology annotation, molecular function: monoacylglycerol lipase activity. Lineage: Eukaryota; Fungi; Ascomycota; Eurotiomycetes; Eurotiales; Aspergillaceae.
AUGCUGAUCACUGCGCGCACGUAUUCGGCCUCCCAGACCCCCGAUCAAGGCGCAACGCGAUCUCACUCUGAACGGACAUCGCGGUAUCAUACCCUCUCCGGGUGGCGGACAGAUCCGGUGGAUGCCCGAAACGCGACAGAGAUGCUGCUCGUUCAUCAAUUUGGGACUGUUCGCGUAGGAGAGGUGGUCAGGUAUACAAUCACAUACACGCCAGCCGCCGAUCCCAUCCUACCUAUUCCCUCUGAUCUCUUCGUUCGCGUGAGAAAUACCUCUGCUAUCCCGUUGCGUGCCGCCUACCUCCAUGGCCCGUAUACACUGUACGCUGCUUGCUAUCCCGCGCAAUUCGACCCCAACACCAAAUAUGAGAAGCAAGGAAUCGAAGGAAAUCCACAAUAUGAACCAUAUCUCAAAGCUGGAGGUGGCUGGGAUGCCACCAUCAAGAUACCGGCUCACCUCCAGGACGCGCAUAACUUUGGAUCCUCGGGCCAAGAUGGACCGACGCGCGAACACAGCGUGACAUGGAUCGUUGAGAUACAAUCUCAGGUGAUUUUCUCGAGCAGUGCAGCGGUUCACUUCGAGUUACUAGUCGGCCGGGAUGAGAAGUCCUUAUCAUACUUUUCCGGCGGCGCAUGGAGCAGUGGGAAUGGUCCUCCGGGGAAACUACUAGACCAUUGGCGACCGGACGCCAGAGGCCAACAGGCACUUGCUUCCAAAGGAGUGUACUCGAAGGCUAUCACUGUUCAUGUCGAUGAUACAAGCAGCUUGUGGAACAGCCCAUCGCUUCCAUCUGUCAAAGAGGCUUCUGAUAUGACUGAGCCUGAAGGUGUAGGCCGCCAGCCUUCAGUUGAUAAUACGAGUUCGAGGGAGAACAGGAAACCCUCAGCAAAACCGAAGAAGAAAAAGAAGAAGGUUCAUCUCGUAUUGCUAACACACGGAUUGCACAGUAAUCUUGGCGCAGACAUGCUCUUCCUCAAGGAAAGCAUCGAUGCAGCAGCACGAACUUCGCACAAGAAAGCCCACAAGACUAAAACUCCUCAUGUGGACCCCAAGGGACACAACACCUCCGGUUCUCCCGCGGACGAGGCUGACGACUCUGACGACGACGAAGAACAAGUCGUCGUGAGAGGAUUCUCUGGGAAUGCUGUUCGAACUGAGCGCGGAAUUCAAUACCUCGGCAAACGGUUGGCCAAAUACGUCCUGCUUCUCACAUAUCCUGAUCAGCCCUACUUUCCUCUGAAAGGCCCGAAACCAAGUCCAUUCUCUAGACCUUUUAGUGCUCGCAAGGACAGACCACAGCCAUCCUCCGCGUCUGGCCUUGGGACAGCUCAGGAUGGUUCCCAAGCAGACGCAAUGGACGAUCAUGCUUAUCAGAUUACAAGCAUAAGCUUUAUCGGUCACUCUCUUGGAGGAUUGAUCCAAACAUACGCAAUCGCCUACAUCCAAAAACACUCCCCGAAGUUCUUUGAUCAGAUCAAACCCAUCAACUUCAUCGCUCUUGCAACUCCAUUCCUCGGUCUGAGCAAUGAAAACCCCUUGUAUGUUCGAUUCGCUUUAGACUUGGGCUUAGUUGGACGUACUGGGCAAGACCUGGGACUGAGUUGGACGGCACCGAAAGUUCGAAGUGGUUGGGGAGCCAUGAUAGCAGGCAGGGGAGAUGCUUCCAAGGACCCAAACAACUCCGAUCCCGGCUCCAAGCCUCUUCUACGGAUUCUACCUUGUGGCCCUGCUCACGAAGUCUUGAGCAAGUUUCAACAUCGCACCGUCUAUUCCAACGUGGUGAACGAUGGCAUAGUCCCAUUGCGGACAUCUUGUCUGCUUUUCUUGGACUGGAGAGGUCUGGACCGAGUCGAAAAGGCGAGGAGAGACAACGGUAUUGUCGGAACUAUGGCAGAAUGGGGAUGGGCAGAGUUGACCGGAGCCAACUCCAAGUCGCCGCGGUUUGGACGCUCAGAUGAGGAAUCACCACUGAGGCUCUCCACCACGGAUGCUGCUCCCCAAUCCCGGUCCACACAUUCUCUCGGGGUUGCAACGAGUCCCACCGGUGAUAAUGCAAACAAAAGCCCGCUUUCUCCAAAGCCCGAGCAAUUUCUGGUGCCACAUCACCAUAAUGCGUCUCAGAGGAGUGUUCCAGACAGUGCCUCGGAGAAUACGCCACUCGGUCCACUGGACAGCUUCCUAUCAAUGUUUCGUCCCAAGGACAAGAAGCCUCAAGGGAAACAGGCAAGAAUCUACAGCCGGAGUCAAACUCUGGGGUCCCUUGAAACCGAUCUUGAACAUUCGCCUCCUGCUGCUCCCGGCCACUCGCAUGAACACGAAGGAGUGCAUACGCCUCCGAAAACGACAUUCUUUGAGUCUGCGGGAGACUUGUUAAUGCCACCUCUUCCUCCUGCAGACUUCAUUCUGGACCCCGCCGCACGACCUCGAACAAUCUUCCAUGAUCGUGUUUACCAUCCAGAGGACAUCCCCAUGCCUCUGCCGGUAAAGCGACGUACUCUGAAUUUUGGCUCAUUGCAAGGCAACAAAGCGAAGUCUGCGCCCGCCUCUGCCACUCAACACCAACCGGGCACGGGCAGCAACCCAGGCAAUAGCGGGAGUGGCCUCAAAGUUGAGGAGAAAAUCGCGAGGGCCUACCACCGUGAUUUGUCGUGGCGCAAGGUUCUUGUUCGUCUUGAACCCGAUGCUCACAACAAUAUCAUCGUGCGACGCAUGUUUACGAAUGCUUAUGGCUGGCCUGUCGUUAAGCAUUUGGUUGAUACCCACUUUGGUCAUGCCCCUCUCGUCGAGGUGGAGGACUCCAUGAAGCAGAAUGUGGACAGGGCCAAAUCGCCCGGAGUCGGACCGACAAGCUCGGGCGACGAGGUGGAGGGACAGUCUGAUUCUGAACCUGUGCCACCUCGGAUGACUCGAGCAGACACAGACAUACUGUCGAGUGUCUCUGGCCUCUAUGUGACCGAAGAUCAGUCCUAUACCCGUGAUGCCGGCUCUCCCGACAAUGAUUCCCUGCGGACCUUGAGUGCUAGUGAAAGAGGACAUUACCCAGAGGUAUCUAGGCAAGAUUCGGCACGAUGGACAGACCGUGAGAUUGAUGAAGACGAUGACUGUGAUUCUGGACUGGAGGACAGCAACGCUGGCUUCCGGUGGUCUCGGAAGAAAUAG